Tribolium castaneum (red flour beetle) is the source of this 4211-nucleotide messenger RNA. It is a transcript of the gene sgg, whose product is annotated as shaggy. Gene Ontology annotation, biological process: signal transduction; protein phosphorylation; negative regulation of canonical Wnt signaling pathway. Bases 460 to 2049 code for a protein of 529 amino acids. Lineage: Eukaryota; Metazoa; Arthropoda; Insecta; Coleoptera; Tenebrionidae. Gene Ontology annotation, molecular function: ATP binding; protein serine/threonine kinase activity. The record is from RefSeq and is a predicted model, not a curated record. Gene Ontology annotation, cellular component: axon; nucleus; cytosol. The transcript has 10 exons.
UCAUGUGUGAUACGUUUUUAAUUCGUCCUCCUACUGUAAAUAUUUGCCGAGUUGAGAAUUAUUAUUGGAAAGUAAAUAUCUUCCUCCUCGCCGUGACAUUCUACUCCUAGCAUUGCUCUCAAGUCUCAAGAUCAGUCUUAUCCGAAUCGUGAGUGCAGGCAGUUGCGUUUAUAUUGCAAUGAAACUCGGAUUUGGCGUUUUAAUAACAAUAAGACGGCGGUCUGCGGUUCGAUUCGCCGCUAACGAGAUUCAUUAAACACCCUGUUGUGCUUAGUGUGCGUAUUUGAUUUGGAGUGGUUGAGUGGUUAACACCUGUGUUAUUUCACUGACCCAAUUUGCGAACUAUUUCCACGGGAAUUGCACACGAAGUUGGAAGAGUCAAGGCAUUGCCUUCGAUUAAGCGAACUUUUUGAUGGAUUAAACUUCAUUUGAAUAAACUAGUACGGGCUGAUCGAAUCCAUGGCGCCCAAAAUCGACGAGCCGGGCAAAAAUAGCGACUCUAAAGUCGCAAGUGAUGCGAAUUAUGUGGUUAAAAAACAGUGCGAGUGUAAGAAAUUGCAAAGUGUUUUGCCCGAAAAGAACAAAAACGCGAGACCUAAGUACGGCAGGUCAGUUUCUGUGUGCGAUUUAUCUUCGGACAAGCACAAGUCGACCAAGAAAAGUGCGACUUUGGGGUCGGUGCCGGCGAUCGAUGGACUGGGGAAAAGCCAAAAAACGACGGGCUACUCCAGGUUGUUGUAUUGCUGGAGGAAGUUGAAGAGGUCGCUGUCGAGCUCGGGAAGUAAGGACGGUAGCAAAGUUACUACGGUGGUAGCAACACCUGGACAAGGUCCCGACAGACCGCAAGAAGUCUCAUACACUGACACCAAAGUUAUCGGCAAUGGCAGCUUCGGAGUCGUCUAUCAGGCCAAGCUGUGCGAAACCAACGAGUUCGUCGCCAUCAAAAAAGUCCUCCAAGACAAGAGGUUUAAGAACCGGGAACUUCAAAUAAUGAGGAAAUUAGAACAUUGUAAUAUAGUUAAACUUAAAUAUUUCUUUUACUCCAGUGGAGAUAAGGCUGAAGUUCCUUGCGAUAUGUCCAUAUUCAUGGCAUCAAGUACGCAGAAGGACGAAGUGUACCUGAAUUUGGUGUUGGAAUACAUCCCAGAAACGGUAUACAGAGUAGCGAGACAUUACAGCAAAUCAAAGCAAACAAUCCCGAUAAUUUUUAUCAAGUUGUAUAUGUACCAGUUAUUCCGAUCGUUGGCGUACAUACACUCGUUGGGUAUCUGUCAUCGGGACAUUAAACCGCAAAAUCUUCUGCUGGAUCCAGGCACUGGCAUAUUGAAGUUGUGCGACUUCGGCAGCGCUAAACACCUCGUCAAAGGCGAACCGAACGUCUCGUACAUUUGCAGUCGUUAUUACAGAGCACCGGAACUGAUAUUCGGCGCUAUCGACUACACUACGAAGAUCGACGUGUGGAGUGCGGGCUGUGUCCUGGCCGAAUUACUGCUGGGCCAGCCGAUAUUCCCCGGAGAUUCCGGUGUAGACCAAUUAGUAGAAAUUAUCAAAGUUUUAGGCACGCCAACUAAAGAACAGAUCAAGGAGAUGAAUCCGAAUUAUACAGAGUUCAAGUUUCCGCAGAUCAAGUCGCAUCCUUGGCAACAGUUUUUGCUGUCGAGAAUGUCUCUACCACAUUGUAGCACCAAUCACCAAAGAAUACGUGUAUUCCGAGCACGGACUCCCCCAGAAGCGAUCGAGUUAGUGGCCAGACUUUUGGAGUACACUCCUUCAUCACGGAUCAGUCCAUUGCAGGCUUGUGCUCACGCAUUCUUCAACGAGCUCCGGGACCCCAACACCCGCUUGCCCACAAAUAAAGAACUGCCCCCUCUAUUCAACUUCACGGAACAAGAGUUGAGUAUUCAACCUUCAUUGAAUUCCAUUCUGAUACCGCGAGGGGUGCAGGAGGCCGCCAACAGUCCGCAAGACGGGGCCGCGUCGUCGGGGGCGACGGACGCCGCCGACACGACGGCAGCCCCCGUGCAAGCGACCGCCGCCGGAAUACCUUAAGUAGUUCAAUCCUCCAAGGGAAGGGCCCCUUUCGCUCGUCCCAUUUCUCCCUUUAUCUAGUAAGCGAUCUGUGUGAGAUUGUUGAUUGGGACAGCUGUACUAUAUUUAAUAUACGUGCGUUUGUACAGAAUUUGAUUAGUUGUUUGUAGGCGUUUGUGUUAAUGCCCUUUUGUUUUAGCGCGUUCAUUUUUACAAAUUUUGUUGCGUUUGAGUUGCAUUGAAAAAUCUGGUGUCGCACCAAUCACAAUAUAUGUACAUAUUAUUUAUACAUAAAAACAUUUGUAAAUUUUAAGUAGGUUUAGUUGAAUGAUUACUUUAGUUUGUUUUUGGAACCGUUGGAACAGAUUUUUCAAUGAGCAUAUUUGUAUUACCAGACAUAAAUUCGUAUAUUUUUAAACAAGGCAAAAUAAGUUAUUGAUUAACGUAGAUCUUCUUGGUGAUUUUCAUCGUUAUAUUAGUGGUUUUAACAUAAUUUACUUACGCAAAGCAUUUGGUGUUAAUUAUUUAAGGUUAUUCGUUUUGGUAUGAGUAGUAAUUGUAUAACAACCUGACAUCGCGAUAAAAUCCAGGACCGUAGAGUAAAACAGUUGGUGUGAAUUGAUAUGAGUAUACAAACGAGAAAGAUAUUUAAUCUUGAAAUAUUGUGUACUUCUAGCUUACGCUUUAGAAAAAAUGAGUGAAACAUUACAACGUAGAAUUAUCCUAAUGAUCGUACUAGCUUACGAAGUGCAAUGCGUUAACAUUUCUGAACACGCCUCCAAGAAACUAGGACAAUUAUUAUUAGUUUCCAUAGAUGUGCACUAUCUACGGUUUGGAGUUAUUUUUUAAACGCAAGAUUAUGUGCAAAGUGUGUUAUUUUGACAUAGCCAAAUUAAUAAUUUAAUUUAAGGUAAAAGCACACUCUCCCUUCUCCCGCUCCUCGACACCCCUCCAACAAUCGCAAUAUUAAAAUAAAACAUUAUAAUGACAGUUAACUCAAUUUCGAUGUUUCCUAAAAUGCGAAUAAAUCAUCUGAAUAAGCGACUUUUUCAUUUCAAGCCCUCUCGUUGCAACAGUCGGGUGUGCUUGUACCUUAAGUGGUUACAGGUGAAGUUUUAGACAUUUGGCCCCACUUGGGGGCCAGUCACAGUUUCAGGUCUUCACGUGAAGUCGGCGAUCUUUCAGUGGAGAGGAUUAAAUGUCUAGAAUUUUAAACGAAUGACUUCUACGCUAGUAGUAUUUAUGACUGUGUCGGUUAGUUAAAGAGUGAGACUCACCUUGGAAUAGUCUGUCUGUCGCCCCAAUUGUUAUGUAAAUAUCUUGUUUUAUGAAAAUUUUGUGAUUUCCAUAGAUGCAAGUGCUCUAGAGUAGAAGGUCAAAACAUAACAUAUCAAAAUAUUUUUUAUGAGUAAUUAGUUGAGUUUAGUUGCGUUCGGGCGCCCCGAAUUAGUCAGGACAGAGUUUAUUUUAUUUAUGAUUAAUUAUAUGAUUUGAUUGAAAUGUAUACUUUUCUCUACCAAGUGAGAUUGGAACCAGCUUUGUGUUAGAAUAUGCAUUCUAUGAAUGCACUUCAUUGUUGUACCAUGAACUAAAAGUGCGCCCUUCCUGAGGCCAGCCUAGCGGCAGCAUUUUUCCUUCAUGUUGUCAUGUGUAGCAUCUAGCGAACUGAAGCAAUUGUAAAUAACGGUAAUUUUGCAGGCAAUAAGCGGAGCUCUUGGACGCACUUUAAGAAUUGCUUCACGUUUGCUUAGGGCUGUCUUUAUUGCCUUGGAAAAUUCGAGUAGACGAAAUAAUCUCCUGCACAGCUUAUCUAGACACGAAAUCGAAUGGUUGCUUCGGUUUUAUGCGUACUUUCAUUCUGGACAACCAAAUAUACUCCUCGAGGCCCGCUCAGUGUGCAGGUUUUCAAAAUUUUCGGCAAACUAGUGUAAAUUUGUAAAUACGCUUUUACAACAUGUUCAACACUCGCGAAAUGUAACCAGGUUAUGUUUGGUUGGUCCUGUGCUGUUCUUAGAACUCCUAACUAUGUCGUUUUAUUUAGAGUUUUAGGCGGAUUAUAUUUCAAAUUUCUUUCAGCUCAAUGUUUUACGCUGUAUAUAUCUCGCUUAUUAUAUGUAAACUUGACACUGGAAUAUGCAAUAUAUACCAUGAAUAUUUAAAAUAUAAAGAAAGUAUUAAAAGUU